UGGAAAAAAAAUUUGUCAAAAGGUUGCUGGGAAUCAGUAGGAUAGAGAAAGUUAUAGGUUGAAAGGAAGCUACCUUAACCGUUGUUGCAUGCUUGAUGUUUCCUCGUACAAUAUUUGCUCCAACAGAAAUACCGUUUAGGAGCCGUUAAAGAGUUAGCUUCUAAAGUACUCCUGCUUCCCUCGCGCCAAUCCCAUGUUAAGGCUCACGAAGAUCCAGUCCUUGCUUAUCUCGAACCACGACAGAUUCCGCCUUCUUCACUCUAUUUCUACACUUGCAGCGAUUGCAGAUACUCAAGAAACCUCCCUAAAACUCCAAACCCAUAUGCAAAAACCACUAGACUCUCAUUCUUCACUCUAUGUGGACCCGAAAUUUUUUAUCUCUGCUUUGUUAAACUGCAAAAACGUCUUUGAAAUAACACACGUUCAUGCCCAAGUAGUUGCCAAUGGAUUAUUAAAUAACCUAUUUGUUACAAACAAACUCCUUUACAUAUAUCUUCAACACAGGGCUUUAGGUGACGCUUAUGCUUUUUUUGAUGGAAUGAGAGAGAAGGACCCAGUUUCUUGGAGUGUCAUGGUUGGUGGGUUUGCUAAAGCUGGUGACUUUGUUAAUUGUUUUAGGUUUUUUAGGGAGCUCAUUAGGUGUGGUGUUCAGCCUGAUAAUUAUACUUUGCCUUUUGUUUUGAGGGUUUGUAGGGAUGGGAUGGACUUGUUAAUGGGUAGUUUAGUUCAUGGUGUUGUUCUGAAAUCUGGGUUGUGUUUGGAUCACUUUGUUUCUUCUGCUCUUGUUGACAUGUAUGCAAAAUGCAGGGUCAUGGACAAUGCUCGUAGGUUGUUUGAUAAUAUGCCAAACAAGGACCUUGUAAUCUGGACUGUUAUGAUAGGGGGGUAUGCUGAGUGUGGGAAUGCUAAGGAAUCGUUGGUUUUGUUUGAAUGGAUGAGAGAGGAAGGUGUUGUGCCGGAUAAGAUUAAUAUUGUGACUGUAGUUAAUGCUUGCGCGAAGUUGGGUGCUAUGCAUAAGGCUAGACUUAUUCAUGAUUAUGUUUGUAGAAUGAGUUUUAGUUUGGAUGUGGUAUUGGGUACUGCAAUUAUUGAUAUGUAUGCCAAGUGUGGGAGUGUUGAUUGUGGGAGGGAAAUCUUUGAUAGGAUGCAAGAGAAGAAUGUAAUUUCAUGGAGUGCGAUGAUUGCUGCUUAUGGAUACCAUGGACAAGGCAGGAAAGCACUUGAUUUAUUUCCUAUGAUGUUGAAUAGUGGGAUAAUGCCAAAUAGGAUAACUUUUGUUUCUCUGUUUUAUGCUUGUAGUCAUGCUGGCUUGGUUGACGAGGGUCUUCAGCUUUUUAACAUGAUGUGGGACGAAUAUGGUGUGAGACCAGAUGUGAAGCACUAUACUUGCAUGGUUGAUCUCUUAGGCCGUGCUGGGAGACUUGAUGAGGCCUUGAACUUAAUUGAGAACAUGACAGUUGAGAAGGAUGAAGGGCUAUGGGGUGCUAUGCUUGCGGCAUGUAGAAUCCAUAAACACGUAGAGUUGGCAGAAAAGGCUGCAAAGUCUCUUCUUGAACUACAGCCUCAGAAUCCAGGGCACUAUGUGUUACUUUCCAACAUUUAUGCAAAUGCUGGUAGGUGGGAAGAUAUGGCAAAAAUCAGGAACCUAAUGACCAAAAGGAGUUUGAAAAAGAUUCCUGGUUGGACCUGGAUUGAGGUGGAUGACAAGAUUUAUCAAUUUGGCGUGGGGGACAAGUCUCAUCCUCUGUCAAAGGAGAUUUAUGGAUUGCUGAAGAGUAUGAGUGAGAAAUUGGAGUUAGCUGGUUACGUACCAGAUACAAAUUUUGUGUUACAUGAUGUUGAUGAGGAAGUUAAGGUUGGAAUCUUGUACACGCAUAGUGAAAAAUUGGCUAUUGCAUUUGGUCUUAUUGCCACCCCUAAGGGAACUCCUAUCAGGAUUACAAAGAAUCUUAGAAUGCAAAUCGAUUUCACCACUUCAAUGAGGGGGCUUGUUCAUGUGGGGACUACUGGUAAUUGGCUUACUUGAUAUUGGCAGGUGAUGUAUUCUACCGAGACAGACCUUAUGGUUGACUCUGUUUUGCCACCGAAUUUAACCACUGCUGAUGCAAACUUCUUCACUCAUACUGCCUUCCGUGUCCUGAUCGGGGCUGAUCUACCUACAGCUUUUGAGACUCUGAAUGUCAGCAAGGCUGAAUUUCCAGCCUUAAAUGGUCAGGGCAUUUCUUAUGCUGUGCUGCAGUUCCCUUCAGUCUCCUUAAAUCCUGUUCACAGCCAUCCUCAGGUUGCUGAGCUUCUUUUUCUUCUCAUAGGCUCUCUUGAAGUGGGCUUUGUUGAUGAGAAAAAUGUGUUACAUAUUCAGACACUUCAAGCUGGAGAUCUGUUUAUCUUCCCUAAGGGUGUUGUUCACUAUCAAUAUAACUAUGGGCAGGACUCUGCUUUUGCGAUUUCUGCCUUCGGUAGUGCAAAUGCUGGAACCAUAAGUCUUCCCAGGUCUGUUUUUUCAACUAACAUUAGGGAUGAUAUCAUUGCCAAGUCUUCCAAGAUUGAUGUAUCAACUGUUCAGAAGAUGAAGGCCUCUAUUACACCCAAGGGCAAAGGCACAAUGAACGAACCUUUUCUUAUGUAGAUUUUCGUUGUUAAUUGGAUUGGACUUGA
This is a messenger RNA of Theobroma umbraticum, 2655 nucleotides long. The record is from RefSeq and is a predicted model, not a curated record. NCBI's taxonomy places the organism in Eukaryota, Viridiplantae, Streptophyta, Magnoliopsida, Malvales, Malvaceae.